CUGUAUCUAACUUUAAAACACGCAAAAGUAAACCUUGUAGGUUGGAUGAAUUCGUUACUGAUCGAUAGAAUCGUUUGUCAGACAGCAAGGCAAAAGUUAGUUGGAGUUUAAGUAAACCAGGUUAUUAUUGCGGGCGGCGGGGUCGCUGGCGUCUAUAUGUCGGAGGGCGGUUUCGGUAUAGGAUUUUAGUUCCAAAUUUCGCCACUGAUCGAUAUAAGUUGGUGCCAUUUUCUGUGGUAUUCUCCCUGUUACUUGCGCAGUCAGCAAGUUUUAGUCUAUUGCGCAUGCUUUCAUACAACACCCAAAAGCCAAGGAGACAGAAUUUCAUACUAAAAUAGCCUUACAAUAAUUUUUUGAUACAUUUAAAAAAAUCGGGUGUUGUUCGCCUACCGCACAAAUUUUUCGAUACGUUUACCGACGGUGUUAUACACAGUGAAUUAUUUUUAAAGUGGUUUAUUGUGGUGUCCUAUUGGACUAUUUUAUAAUGAUUUAAGUGGUUUUGUGAAUAAAUAAGUGUAUUUUUAUAUAAUGUGUCUGGUUACUCAAAAGUGCAUCGACAGUUCAAAAUCAUAAAACAGAUGAUAUCACAUGUAUUGGUUCGACGAGAUGUCCCGUAUAGUGACGAAUCUGAGCCGCGUGUAUUCGCCGGUGAUACUCAGUAAUGAGUGGCCGAAGCUUGGUCGGCUGCUCUUCACCCUUCUAUGCAGCGUGCUAGGCGUAUCUAUGAACGGCUUCUUCGUUGCUUCCUUCUUCGUCGAACCUGGCCUGAACAAGAUCGGAUAUGUGUUCAUGGCGUGCUUAGGCAUGUCGGACUUGGUCAUAUCCACGUCCGUGCUGCCCACGGCAACGGUGGUGCUGCUGUCCGGCGAGUGGGACACGGAUCCGGUGUGCUACGCGCUCCAGUUCGUGACUGAGGCUGGAACGUACAGCUACAGUCUUUUCUUCAUGAUGUCUGCGAUAGAGUCCUACUACCGACUCUGCAAAGCUACAUCGGACUACGAAUUCCUAAUCUCAAUGAGGAUCGGCCUCUUCACUGUCAUCCUCUUUACGAUCACGUUCCUCACCGCCGCCGUCGGGGUCUACAUGGAAUUGGACUAUGACUACUGCCAUCGCAGCCACGCAGGCAACUUCAUCUUCAGGGUUACUACAUCUGUCAUAUUUUACGUUAUUCCAUUUGUCGUUAUUUUCUUCUGCCUCGCGAACAACGCUUGCCGAAUUAGAAACAAAGCUAGAAAACAUAACCAUUACAAACGCAGCUUACAGUACGAGACGGAAACAACUACUAACAAUCUCAACAUUAUGGCUUAUUUCUUGUUUGUCGCAGCUUGGGUCCCCUACCUGGUCGUUGUCUAUCUGUAUCCCGACACCACUGACUCAAAAUACUAUCAUAGCGUUUGGAUCGGCAUUUUCCGAUCUGUGGUUACAAGCUUUCUCUACGGAUCGAUGGACAGAAAUUUCAGGCGCGCGUUUGCUCAUUUGUUCAAUUAUUGCUGCUGCAAGAGCACCCUUUCCGGGUCCUUCGCCAGUCGACACAGGCGCGCUUUGGAGUGCAAGGCUGUAGGAGAUGUGAGGGUGCACAUCAUGCACCAGGCUAUGAAUGCCAACAGCCCUCAGCGAGGAGCGUCGUCGUCCCGGGAGACGCAAGAAUUAUGAUGCCUCUAAGCUAAUUUCGUCGACGGCUUGAGAGGGUGGUCAUCUUUACUUUGGAUAGGUUUUGACAAGUGUCGAGCUCUGGGCUUGACGUAAAAGGGCUUUAAAAUUGAACCGUGACCACCCACUACAUCAGGGCUUCACUAUACUCGCCUGAUACUACUUUGUUGCUUUUUUUUCGCAUUUAACUUUAAUGGGUAAUUGUAGAACAAAGUGAGAAACAUUAACGCAAGCAAGGGAUUUUUUAUAAAAAUGUACAUAUAAAAAACAAACUAAAAAAAAUAGAAUGGUAUACCCAUUGUAUUAACUUGUAAAUACUUUACGAAUUCAGAAACAUUAACCAUGAAUGGUUCUAAGAGCUUCAAAUGUUGAAUCUAUAUAUGUUUAAUAGAUAAUACAUGUUAGGAUAAUAUGCGCCACGUUUCCUGUUUCUGUUGUUAAGUAUUUGAAACAACUAAAAAAAGAAUUAUCGUUUUAAUAUUUGACAAAUAUAAAACGUAAUAAGUUUACCUAACCUAAACCUACCACACAAAAAAAUCCAUUUCAAUUUGAUAUGAUAUGCAGCCGCGGUAUCAUGGUCUCGUUUUUAUCACUUGUCAUGUUAUGCGUCACUUUCGCACUUACAUACUUGUUAGAACGUGACAGGCAUGGUGACAAAUGACAAAAAGCCGACCAUCUCAGCCCUACAGGUAGUUAAAUUUCUUUUGUUUUAAAAUCGAACGAUACAUACGAAAUGCAACUCUGUUCCAUUUGAAAACGGUUUAGAUUGUAUUGAAGUACAUAAUUAGUACUACGGGUGUAGUACUGUGGCCGGAAGGCCUCAGGAGGUUGAUUUGUUGACUUUUAUAAAUCUCUUCGGCGCGUGUGUAAACAAUAAAUAAUCAAUCUUUACGGUCAAUGACUACUUCUAAAAAGACUCAACUCAUUUUCUGACGUAUUUGUGUAAAUAUACUUAUAUUUUCUUGGGAACUAAUAUGGAUAUUGUACUUUUGUAAAUAUGUACUGCUAAGUUAAGACUGAACACAGUCCUUCAAAAAUUAAACUUUCUUGAAGAGAGAUUUUGUAUUCCAAUUUAUAAUUUUAAAUAUAAGUUUUAUAAAACUGUACCUUAAAAAGCAUAACCCUGAUCGAUAUAGUUUAAAUUCAGGUACCUAUAUAAUAACUUUUUGUACUAAACUUUGUUUUCCGAGCUCGUACACAAACCUUAAAUGCUUCAUUGUUAACAAUUUUGGUACCUUGGUACACAUUAGGUACCAAUAAUGUACAGAAUGCAGUUGCGUGGAAUACUUCAAUCAACAAUUCUCUUAAAAUAGGGAAUAUUAUUUUAUUAAAUACGUUAUACGUCCCAGAUAAAUUUGAUGUGUCAUUUAUAAGUACAUACAUAUAUACACUAACUGAAUAUUAUUACAAACUUAAAAACUGUAUUACUUCAUAAGAUUUAGUCAAUGUUAGCUGAACAAAAUAGUAUCUAUAAAAAAACUUUAAAUAAAAAAGUUAUUUUUACGUGUACAUAUACUUAAGCGAUCACAUAAAAAAAAUACAUUAAUAUAUUUAAACAUCACUAGGUAAUCCUUCAAGGUUUCUAACGUAGUAUAGGGGCCAAUUUGAUUCGGCAGAAUGAUGUAUCAUGACAUGGCUAAAGUAAAUUUAACCCAGAAUUGCAUGUGAACCAAAUGUAACUUAACAUGUUAUACUAGUUAUACAAAAAACUCUCGUCCACUCCUGUUACAUAUGAAAACAUUCUUACUUGUAAUAAAUGUAAUAAACACAAUUAAAGCGGUAGCUUCUUUUUAUCUCCAUGUAUUAGAAAACUAAGUGUAUUUACGCAUAAGUUAAUUACUGUACAUACUUACUGCAAAAGUCAGCAAGACGUACUUAAAUGGUAUAUUGUUUAUUAAAACAACUUACCACAAAAAAAAUGUUGUUUCCUUAAAAACUUAGGUAUAUUUUGCAAUGGUUACUGUAUUGAUGUUAAUUUGAUAAAAAAAUAUAAAAAGAGCUUUAAAAAUACAAUAAACACACUUCAUUAAAAUAGUGGUACUUAAUUCUUAAUGGAUGUCCAUAUAACUAUAUAAGCAAAAAACUUGUCACUCUGUUCACGUUUUUUUGUAUUUUUUUAAUUCAAAUUAUUCAAAUAAAACUUUUUACUUAAAUCAGGAACAGGUAUUUACAAAUAUAUAUAUAUAUUUUUAUAAGGACUUAAAUAUUAAAUGCCUACCGACUUUGUAUAAAUGAUGUAAAUAGGUACUAAACUAUUGAAAUUAAAAGUGAGCGAUUUAUUUGUGAUGUAAUCAUUAACAUAUAUCUAACACGGCACGGGCCUUACAGCCACUAAGAAUGGUGCUAGUUCAGUGGAGUCACUCACGAAUUCGAGCCAAUCGUGCAGUCUAACGCAACUAGUUGCGACCAAUCGCGCGCGUGAUGCGAACUUAUCAACCAAUCGCGUUAGACUGCACGAUUGGCUCGAAUUCGUGUGCGUGACACCGCUGUACUGGCCCCAUUCUUAUUGCCCGUAAGGCCCGUCAGUCAGAUAUAUGUCAUUUAUGUGCACGGAAGUAAUACCACCCAAGUUUGUAAAAAAAUAGAUAAUAUAAAGCCACUUUAAAACAUUGUCGUUAUAGUUGUUAUAUGUUAUAUACUAAGUACAUGUUUUAAUUAAGUCAAUGUAGUCCUUUUUGAGUUUUUUAGAUUCCACUUUUCAAUCUACAACAAAAACGGCUACCUACCACCAGUUUUGACAUUGACAUAUUCGCUCACAUCUACGUAAAUUAGGUACGUUAUAUGCUUACAUCUCGCUCAUAAUGUCUAAGUACGAGCGAGAUGCAUAGAAAGUAAGUUACGUAGACGUGAGCGAAUAUGUCAAUGUCAAAACUGGUGGUAGCCGUACUGAAGUUAAAUAUAUUUGCAUUCAUUUUAUUAGGCAUGUCGCAUUAGUAGGCACAUCACCAUCAUGAAUAAAAGAGUGAGAACAGAACUACUAUGUAUAGUCAAAAGUAUUAAUUUGUGACCCAUUUUGUACCCUAUCACAGUGACAAACAACCUGAAGGUCGCUAGAGUAUACUACUGUUACUGUGAUAAGAUACGAAAUGGGGCACAAAUUAAAUCUUUUGACUGUACUAAUAAAAGUGGUUAUAUUAUCAUUACUUAUUAUACGUUAGCUAAAAUUUGUUUUAUAUAGCUAUAAAUAAUAGCAAGUCUAUUUAGCACAAAAUGUGAAAUAUAGUUAGCACAAAAUGUGAAAUAUAGUUAGCACAGCCUGUGAAGUAUACAGUAUUACAGAAGGUGUAUAUUUUUUGGAUAUUUUGAAGUUAAUUUGUUAUAGUUUAUUUAUUAAGGCUUUAAAGUUUUUUUUAUUAUGUAUAAGACUAAUUUUAUCACGUUAAAUUACGGUUACAUAGUUCAUAUUUAAUGUUUUCUAGGUGUUCAUAAUAUAACGGUAUGUUUAUGUGUUACUACUAUGGUUAACUAGAUGUUUAGUUGCCUGUUACUUUCGAUAUACGCCAAAUAUAAUACAUAGUCCUUUAAUGUAUCUAAUAUUCAUAGACAUUAACCAGAUAAAAAUAACUUGCGUUGCUUGGGAAAUAUCUGCAUCAAAUGCCUAAGAAAAAUCAAAACUUUUCGGAAAUAAACUGUUAAUGACUAUUUCAAGUCUGAUUAAUAAAAGAUUUUUUUAUCUAUUUAUUUUUGAAAGAUUUUAAAUACAUAUAUCUCUUAUAUUUUUGUAAAUCAUCAAAUUUAUAAUUAUAACCUGCCAUAUUACGCGGCGCAGUUUUGUGUCCUGGCGUAAAUUGUUGUAUAAUAUUCAGAUAUAACUUACAAUUUUACUCGUAAUAAAAAUACAGCUUUAUACCAUAUAUUCAGACAGCAACAAAAGAUCUAGAUGUUCUUACCUAUUGAGCUAUUGAAUUAGAUUUUAGACGUUUACAUACUUUAUAAAUUAUAAAUAUGGUACGCAGCCGAUGUCCACCGCACAAAUGCUUUAACUGUUAAUAUUAAUAUGUGUCAUUCUUAUUAUAAUCAUGACAAUUAAUAAAUAUUUAAGUACUUAUAGGUAUACAGUAUGUAUCUGAACGCAAUGCAAUUACUCAAACAAAAAAAAAAUUGUCUCUCCUAAAGGAAAUUUCAACAUCAGACCAGCAAAAUGUAUGAAACAACCAGAUUUUUUUCGCAAUUUCAGGACCCAUAGUAAAAGUUGCUCAGUAUGACCAAAUAAUAACGGGUUUAAGUAAUUGCUUUACGUUCAGAUACAUGCUGUGUAAAUCAACCAUCCGUAAAAAUAAGUGUUCAUACCCAAAAAAAAACCUAAAAGUUGAGACUUCUUACAAAACAUCGCAAUGAUAAAUAUCCGCUGGUUUUUGUUUCCUUUGUUUUUUGUUAGUGUCCUUCAAUUUUGCUUUCCAUUGUCCCGUCAGGAAUGGGGGAUGUUCAACACAUGUGUUCGAAUACUGACUACUUUACUGACUAUUAACAAUUAUAAUCUCCAAGAACCAGAUUGACUGUUAAAAAAACAUAAGUUAGUUAACUAUUUUUACGAUAAGUCUCUUCAACCGAAUUACAUAUGUACAUCUGUCAAUGUUCUCUGCACAAUAGCUAUAUUCCUUACUCAGUAGUUAAUCCCUUUCCAUGUUAACUGUUCGUAUCUGUGUCCCAUUAAAUAUAAAUUUCCAAUGAAUUUAACCUGCCUUUAUCUAAGGUUAUCGCUCACUAAGGAAUAAAAAAAAAAUACUAUUAAAAUUAUGACUAGAUUGUAAAAUUAAAAUUGAUUUGAAAGAUACCAAUUCUAAGACGUCCUGUUAUUUUCAGUAUAGUGUCCGUGUCAUCCACGAUGACGCGCAGAUUUGUCAAAUCUAACCUUUAAUAACAUGAUAAUACGAGUCAAAGCACGCGUCUUCGUGAAUGACACGAUCUAUAUUCAGGCCUUUAAAGUAGCCUCAGAUAAAAAGUUAGUCAGGUCAUGAGUUCUGUCACAGAGGUUUUAGCAUUUAAUAAAAAAAAGUUUGCCAUAUUUUAAAAGCUUGUUUUAUAUUAAUCACAAGUUUGUACUUUAGCGAAAACCCUUCAAACUUAGGGGUUUUUUUUUCAGUAACACGCUCACAUUUGAUAACCAUACUUCAAAUACACAGCAAUCUUAUCAGUCCAAUUCGCAGGAACUAUGCAGGAACUGUAUAUCAAAAUGAAGAUAAAAGAUCCAGCUUUUACGUGUUAUAAGAUUCACUAUUCUUCGUAAGAUUCAAGGAUGUUAUAAAAGAAAAAUAAAUAAAUAGGGUUCAAUAUCACCUUGAACAGGGACCGUAUUUUUUGACAGGUUUUUAAUACCUUAUUCCGAAUAUAACAUAGAAUUGUGCAAAUCUGAGAGAACACCUUAUGUUAAAUGAUAUUGUAAUUUAUAAUGUAAUUUAACGUAACGGAUAACUUACAAUAGAAUUUAAUGUAAUUUGCUCCCUCAGCUUUGCAUAAUUCUAUCUAAUCUUCAGAAAAACUUACAAAAAAAUAAUGUCACAAAUACGCUCCCUGUUCAAGGUGAUAUUGAUAUGAAUAAUAAGGAAACCAUACAUAAUUUUUCAACAGUAAAUAUCUUUGUGACAGAACUUAUGACCUGACUAAGCACUUAGGUAAUCACUGAGAUUGCGUUAAAUCGAUCCCUUUGUCACACUUGGUAAGACAAAAAAAAAUGAAGUACAACGUCCGUUGAACGGACAAGUCCGGAACUAAAAGGAAUCAUAUUUCAGACAUACUCGUACCAAUCUAAUUGUGCCAUUUUUAGGUAACGUGUGAGCGAAAACCAUUCCUUAAUUAUAAUUCUAGGGAUAUGGCUUUAUAUUUAUUAUGAACAUGUACUAGUUCUAAGCUUUAUAAUGUCCGUGUUUACUGUUGUAUUUGUCUAUAUGUAUACUCAAUAAACUUUACUGUCAGUCAA
Cydia pomonella (codling moth) is the source of this 7567-nucleotide messenger RNA. RefSeq names its product melatonin receptor type 1A-like (gene Mtnr). The transcript is spliced from 4 exons. The coding region runs from base 589 to 1653 and encodes 354 amino acids. Gene Ontology annotation, molecular function: G protein-coupled receptor activity. Gene Ontology annotation, biological process: G protein-coupled receptor signaling pathway. Lineage: Eukaryota; Metazoa; Arthropoda; Insecta; Lepidoptera; Tortricidae. The record is from RefSeq and is a predicted model, not a curated record. Gene Ontology annotation, cellular component: plasma membrane.